AUGCAUGCAGGAGGAAUCAAGAAACUCUGUUUGAUACUGGGUCUGUUGUACAUUGGAGUAAACGGGGAGAAGAAGAUUAACCUGGAAGAUAUAGAAAGAGAUAAUUUGAGGACAGAUGUUAUACCGAAAGAGCAGAAAUAUUUAACAAAGUCAGAGAUUGGCCAACAGCAGUAUCAGAUACCUAAUCAAUACCAUGGACCACCCAGUCCGCAGGUUACAUACGUAACUCCUUCUUCUCCGGCCAACAGAUACACCACAAAGGAGCAAGAUUAUCCGCAGCAAAACAACGUAAUGAACGAACAAGUAUUACCGCCACGAUAUUACAACGAAUACCAACAACAGCUGCCACUGCCUGCAAAAGAACCGGCGUCAAACUUGUACGGUCCUCAACAAUUCUCAUACCAACCGGAAGUGAACGUUGGCAAUCAAUUGCAGAGUGUUCAGCAAAAAACGAUUACGGCAAAAUAUGGGAAAAAUGUGAACAAAGAUACGGUGUACAUCGACAUUCCCAUGAUGCACCUCUUGACCUAUUACCCAAAUUUAGAUGUAAAUUCUGGCAAAAGCAGUGGAUUACUGGUGCCUCAAUUAACCCCACCGGGGGCUGAACACAUAUCUAUCCCCCUCUACACUUCGGCGCUAAGUGAAAAGCCGACUUACCAACUUCAGUAUGCUUCUAAACACAAUAACCCACCUUUCACCUCCAAUAAGAUAACGAAGAGCUCGGCGUACACGACUCCCGUUAUAUCAAAGAAGUACACCGGUGCCCCGUUAGUGAGCGUGCCGCCUUACGUGCCAUCAGACCAAUCGCACGCCCAAGGAAGACAGUUUCUGUACACGCGAGCGUACGUCGCCCCGUCCCAGCCGCAAUACGUCUCUCAGCUGGUCUACGCUCAGCCAACAACGGUUUACAUGCAUGCUACACCGGUCUACAACGACGUUUACGCUCGUGCACCUAGCUACGUACAGGACAACUCAUUGCACGGCAACGUGAAAUACGCUACUCAAGCUGAACAGCUGGAUUCCGCGGCACCAGUCGCUGAUGAGCUGCCAAAUCAAGCCUCGGUGCAGCAAACAAGUCAGAGCGUCGCACAGAAUUACGUGAAGGAUCCGGAAGAACCCAGUGUCGAUUUGAUACCACCUCAGCUGGCCUCGCAGGAUUUCAAGGCAGUUCCAACAACUUUGUUACCCGUGCCGCAAGAGGAAGAAUCUAUUCCCGAGCAGAAUCACGUAGGUUCCUCUGAACCUAGAUCGCUACUGGAUUCCUACGUUCCCAGUAAAUUAAUCGCAGCACAAGAUUCAGACAGAUAUCAAGAGAGGCCAAUAAAAUUGGAAAGUGGCUUUCUUCCAUCGAAAGAGAACUUUCUACACAAAAAGCGCAAGACCAAUUAUUAA
Molecule: messenger RNA, 1392 nt
Organism: Habropoda laboriosa
Lineage: Eukaryota; Metazoa; Arthropoda; Insecta; Hymenoptera; Apidae
Exons: 7
Coding region: 1-1392 (463 amino acids)
Source: RefSeq, a predicted model, not a curated record